Molecule: messenger RNA, 1060 nt
Organism: Magnolia sinica
Lineage: Eukaryota; Viridiplantae; Streptophyta; Magnoliopsida; Magnoliales; Magnoliaceae
Exons: 3
Coding region: 134-412 (92 amino acids)
Source: RefSeq, a predicted model, not a curated record
ACCAAUUAUCUUCCUUCUCCCACGUGGGACACCUGGCCCCACACGCCCUCCACUCUUUUGUGUUUUAUUCCUUCUCUUUUCUUAUAGUCCUUCAUUCCCUCCUCCUUAACACCCCAUCGCCUCUUUCUCUCUCAUGGGUGACUCAUCAGCUUCAUACAUCCACACGGUGCAACACUUGAUUGAGAAGUGUCUUGUCUUCAACAUGACACGAGAAGAGUGCAUGGAAGCCCUUUCUAAGCAUGCAAAUAUCAAACCUGUUAUUACUUCCACAGUAUGGAAGGAGUUAGAGAAGGCGAACAAAACUUUCUUUGAAGAAUACUCGCGUAGAAGAGGAGAGAGUGUGGGUGAGAUGGAAACAAGAGAAAGGGUCCUCAAGAUGCUAGCUGAUUCUUCAAGGGAAUCCAACGGCUAGCAUGAGAAAGCAACGAUCCGAUGGCAACAUCUGUAAUAUCAAACGGAAGCAAGGGCAAUAAUAAUAAGCUUUUACGGUAUAUGAGUUGUAAGAGGUGGAGAAAGGAAGGUUGUAGACUCUCUCUAGUAGUCAUAGAUCACGAGGUCGUUUCUGUCAUGUCGCGAGUCGGACUUACCAGUAUGCGUCUCCCAAUUUGGACCCAAAUGAUUAUAUUCUACCAAGAUCGGAACCGUCCAUUAUCUGGUUUCUACUCUUCAUCUUGACUUCCUGUACGUGCUCAAGGUGAAUAGGAAUUUUCAAUGGCUCACGUUUAUCUCAUAAAAUAAGUUUUUAGUAGUCGUGCAUCAAUUGUGAUUAGUAGGCUAGAUGUUAUUUAGAGUAGAAGCCAAAGAUGAACAUGACCGAUCGUUUUCUUUGAUCUCAUGUGGACCCCAGAGGGAGAGAGACGUACUGAAUUUAAGAAUCGCGACAUACGGGUAAUGGCCAAAGGAAAGGACAAGUGGCGUCGAUUGUAAUUUAUAAGAUAUUGUCCACAGUCGGUAUCAAACAGUGGAAAAGCGUGCCGUCCCACGACACGUUUAAUGUGCGUGGCAGUACAGGGAUCUCUGUUCUGACGUGGAAAUUAUAAGAUUCUCUCUUAUUUAUUUA